Messenger RNA from Stylonychia lemnae, 2103 nucleotides. NCBI's taxonomy places the organism in Eukaryota, Ciliophora, Spirotrichea, Sporadotrichida, Oxytrichidae. The record is from the annotation of a GenBank genome assembly.
AUGAUGGCAACAUAAGUUGAAGUAAAUAGAAGAGCUUUCACAGAAGGAGUAAUCCUAGAUGAUCAUGAUUAUCAGCCAAUAGAUAUCAAUAAUCUAGAUGAUAACCAGCUUAAAUAAUUAGCAAGAAAUAAUGGAUACUAAAUAGAAGAGGAUGAGUCUGAAGAAGAUGAGGAUGAAGAUGAGUAAUCAGAUGAUAAUAAAAAUGCAGGAUAGGACUCAGAUGUCGAUAAUAUCGAUUUCAAAAACUUCAAGGGAAUCUAUUUCAAUGAUGAUCCAAAUAGGAAGUUCUAAUGUCCUGAUACAGGAGCUCACUUUGAAUACUUUGAUUUAUGCAAAAGGCUUGUAAAGCUAAAAGAUCUUAGAAUCAAAAUUGAUAAAGAACUUGGGAUUUAUGACUCUGUUACUACAAUUUAGGGCUUUUCAGAUUAAAUUGGAUCUACUGAAAAACUAAAUCCUAAAAAUGGCAAACUAAAUGAUGGCAUUACCGAUUAAUAGAGAUUUAAGAACCUAACUCGCAAAGUUGAUCUGCAAAAGUAAUAGGAUUAGUAGAACCAAUCUAGAAAUAACCAAAAACUACCUUAGCAUAACUCUGGUGGUUCAAAUAAUAAUUAAGUUUUAACUUUGUAAAGAAGACAAAUCAGAGCUGCUGCUGAUAACUAGACUGAUUAGUAACUUGAUAGCCUUGGAUAAAAAAGCAAUUAACAAAUUUCAUAAGGAAAUAGAGCUCAAUAUAACUCUAAUGUUCAUAAUCAGAUUAUUGCUUUGAAUGAGUUCAGAAUUAGAGGCCAUUCAGGGAUGAAUAUGAUUGGCUAGGGAAAUUAUUAGACCUAAGAUUUGAGGAGUAAAUCGCUGGAAAAAAGAUAAUAACUCAUAAUAGGGGACAAAACUUAAAAACAAUAAUCUUAAAGAGGUCAAUAGAUUCAAUAACUCCUCAUAACUAAUAAUCAUAAUAGCAUACUUCACCGAAAACAGUAAAGCUAAUUUAAUCAUAAUGAACUUCAAAGGGUAGAUUUAUAAAAUAAUAACAAGUAAUCAGGGUCAAAUUAGGAUUUAAAAAAACAAAUAGAAAAUUAAAAAAGAUAUUCAAAUAGUGGUGCUGAGGCUGCUGAGUUUUAUGCAACUGGCAGAAACUAAAGUGUCAAUCAAGCCACCUCAGGAUCAUUCUAUCAAAAUAAUUCAUUAGAUCGACGAGCUGUAGACAAUAACUCUAUUUCAUAGGACAAUUAAUCACUUUAUGCAUAGAAUAAUGUCCAAUAACUAGGUUUAUAAUCAGCAGAGAGAUAGAUUAGAUAGAAUGUUUAAAUAGGUACUUCCAAAAAGUAAGUAAGUUUAGACUCUUAGUACAGAAAUAACUAGUAAAAUUAACUGAGACAAAACAAUAACUAUAACACUGUUAUUGGAGUUGGAAAUAGUGCCAAUAAAAUUUAGCCAUAAAUUGGGACUAGGAAAACAAGAAAUAACUUUAUUGGAGGCUCAACUGCAAUGCAAAUUCACUACAACAAUAAUUUGAUAAUUGAAGAUUAUGAUAAACCAUCUCCUUAUGUUUAAAAACAAAAGCAGCAGAUGCUCAGUUUAAAUAACAAGCGACUUUAGACUCAGCUUAUUUAAGAAAACAUAGAAAUAAAUGGAAAGAAUCCAUAUUCUCGAAACAGGUUAAGUGAUCACAUUGGUUUGGGUAAAGCAGUGAGUUAUAAUAAUAAAGCUUAAGAUCUAUUGCUAAGUUUUUAGUAAAACACUAAUACAAUUAAUAACAUAAAGUAAAAUCAUUUGAAUAAUAAAAGACUGCUUAAUGGCAAUAACCAGUUUAGACAGAGUUUUGGCAGCUAGAUUCAAGGACCUCUUCUUUAAAACAGGCCUUUCUUUAAAAAUAAUCAUCUGAUCAGUAGCUAAGAGGAAAUAGCUUUAAAAGAUGAUAUGAGGCCUAUAACCAGCGGUGGCAAAGUAAGCACAGAACUAUAAAAACAACACUUAUAGCAAUAAUUUCAAAUCAAAGAUAAAUUUAGUCAAGGUCAUUAAAAAGGCUAAUCUUAAAAUUAAAGAAUCGUGAUAAAUCAAAAGAUAAAUAAUGCCCUUUAUAGCGGGGUCAAUCAAGUUCAAGCUUGA